This is a messenger RNA of Henningerozyma blattae CBS 6284, 1677 nucleotides long. RefSeq lists its product as uncharacterized. Lineage: Eukaryota; Fungi; Ascomycota; Saccharomycetes; Saccharomycetales; Saccharomycetaceae. Bases 1 to 1677 code for a protein of 558 amino acids. Gene Ontology annotation, biological process: ascospore wall assembly. The record is from RefSeq and is a predicted model, not a curated record. The transcript has a single exon. Gene Ontology annotation, cellular component: fungal-type cell wall; plasma membrane.
AUGAAAAAUCUUUUUAUUAUAUUAAGCUAUCUGUUAACAGCUUCUGCAGGAGUAAUUCAAAAUGAUCAUUCAAAAUUUGUUGUAAACGGUAAAAUGAAUGGAGGUAAUAAAGUCCAGAAGCCGUUACCUGCUACUAAUUUAGAAUCUUUUGUUAUUCCUGUUGAAUUUAAUGUCAAGGAAGAAUCCACUGGUAACAAGAAUAAACAAAAUAAUAACAAAAAUGAAGUCUUUGAAAUGCAAAAAAAAAAUGGUGAAAAAGAAAAUAGUAAAAAUAAAAAAGAGGGAGAAAGUAUAGGGUCAAAAGAGAGUUCUAAGGAAGAGGUGACUCAGAAUACAAAACCAAAGCCCAGCUCUGUUCCAUAUUUUAAGUUAAAUGAGGAAAGGGAAGACGUAAAGGAAAAUCCAAAAGAAAAAGAUGUAAAAGAAGAAAAUUUUAACCCAAAACAAUUUGAAAAAUCUACACCAAUUUUAGAGAUUUGUAGAAAAUCUCAACAUAAUAUUGAAUCAAAAGAAUACUUAGAUAAUCUGCAAAGCCAAUGUGAUACGAUAAUGGGAACAAUAAAUAUUACUGGAUUUGAUGGUCCAUCCAUCAAUUUAGGUAAUAUAGAACAUAUUCAAGGUGAUUUGAUAAUACAAAACUGCCCAGAUACGGUAUCAAUUGAGGCACAUAAGUUAGUAAAUAUUGAUGGAAUGUUCGCUUUACAAAGCUUAACUUCACUUGUUACUUUAGAAAUUCCAGUUCUUGUCAGAGUUAAAAAAAUUGAAUGGAAAGUAGUACCAAUUUUAAAUUUUGUUAAUAUUAAUCAUAAUAUUAAAGAUAUUAUAUCAAUUGUGAUUUCUGAUACAUCCUUAUCAUCCAUUGAAGGUUUUAAUAAUAUUCAAGAAAUUGAAGUAUUCAAUAUUAAUAAUAACAGAUUUUUAGAAACUUUAGAUAGUAAUAUUAAGAAAGUUAAGAAUCAGCUAAGCGUACAUGCAAAUGCCAAAGAAUUAGAAUUAAGAAUGCCACUACUGGAAGAGGCUGAAAAUAUUACAAUUAGAGACACUUCAUUUGUAUCAUUCCCAAGAUUGAGAAAAGUAGAUAGCUCUCUGGAAUUCAUUGAAAAUAUGUUUACGAGUUUAGAAAUUCCAACACUUGAAACUGUUGGUGGUACCUUGGGUAUUAUUGAUAAUAGCAACCUAAACGUAGUCGAUUUUAUGAAUAUAACUUCAAUUCAAGGUGGUUUAAUGGUAUCAAAUAAUUCUCUCCUAACAACUUUGGAGUCAUUUCAAUCAUUAAAGCAGAUAGGAGGGGCCAUACAUUUUGAAGGCUCGUUUGAAAAAAUGGAAUUUCCCGAAUUAAAAUUGGUUAAAGGAAGUGCGUUUAUUAAGAGUAAUUCUAAUAUGUUGGAUUGCAACACCUGGACAGCACCUAUUGGUGGGCGUUCCAUAAUCAGAGGUGGUCAAAUUAAAUGUGUCUCGGGUAAAAACCAGCGUACCCAAAAUUUUAAUGAAGAUGGUGAUUUAGUUGGAAGCACAGAAACUAUUCUACUUAGUGGGAUGAAGAACUCUCUUGACUCUUCUCCCAAAGUGUCUCACGGUAUUAACUCUGCAAUCACUAACAAUUCUACUAAAGCAACUCUUUCGUUCUUCUGCAUUCUUUUGCAGAUUGGUUUUAGUUUAUUUGGCUUGUAUAUGUAG